UCGGAGUCAGAGCUACUGUGACUUUCAGUUUGAUUUCAUGAGAAGUCGCCCUCAGACACAGCUGCGGAUCAUUCAGGCGAUUCAGAUGAGUGCACAGAAAGACACGCAGUUGAACAAGGACGAGAAGAUUGUAGACGUCAUGGGGAGCACGGAAGUGCCUCCAUGUCCAUCUCCAUCAUUGUCGCCUUCGUCCUCAUCCUCAUCUCCUUUUCCUUCCACCUCGCCUCCUCGUCCUUCUCCGGCAGCACUUCCUUCCAAACCUGGGAACAGUUUCAUAGACCUUACCCACAGCGAACAGCAGUCUGGCUCAGCUGAUAAUAGUGAUAAUCCUUCUCACGCAUCAGGUUUGGAUCCACCAGAAGAUUCCAGAACCCCAGUGCAGGAGACAAAUUUUGCGACCACAUACACCCCAGACAGUCAGGACGGGGAGCCGGAGAGGCGUGAGGAUGAUGAAAAGCUGAAUGAACCAGUACAGGAGAGUCAAGACAGAGAAGAGGGGGAGACUGAUGUGGGGGGGCAGGAUGGGGUGGGCUGCAUGGGAGGUAAAGAAGAGCCUGACAAUACCAGCAAGUGACACGAUAAUAGCUGGGACAAUGAUCUUCCUGCUCAGUUACUCCUGCUGUACGGUUAAUGCUGCAUCCACUGCAAACUCUACUCUGGGAGAUUUGGCAAAUUUUAACAAAAUCAUCAAUAUCACCUUUAAGGCUACUGAUAGAAGGAGAUACAAAGACAACACACACAAACAGAUAUGAAUAUCAAUAAACACUAUACUGUGAACUACGUACGAUGUACGCCCAGUCCUGACAUCUUUAAGUGUUGCUUGAUUUGUCACCUUUGCUGCAUAGUAUUUUUAAAAGUCGUCUCCACCAGCACCAGUAUUUAAAGGCAUGGAUUGUUUGCAUCAUUCCUGUCAUCAGCAUGUACAACAUGAAUAAAUAUUGCAAAAAU
Messenger RNA from Clarias gariepinus (North African catfish), 948 nucleotides. RefSeq lists its product as uncharacterized. Lineage: Eukaryota; Metazoa; Chordata; Actinopteri; Siluriformes; Clariidae. Bases 38 to 574 code for a protein of 178 amino acids. The record is from RefSeq and is a predicted model, not a curated record. The transcript is spliced from 9 exons.